AUGACCACAUGGGCUGCUGGAGGGAGUACGGCUGUCACUUCCUGGGCCACCUCUGGGUCUUUGUUUAGGUCUGGCUCUGGGUCCAGGUCUGGCUUUGGGUCCAGCUUUAUCUCUAGGUCCUUCUUUUCCAGCCUGUGUCUGUCUCUGCUGCUAGCACUGCUGCUCGCCCUUUCCCUCCCUGUGGUUGUCUGCCAUCAACCUCUUUACAGAGGCAGGCUCCAGCCAACCAGCCCCAGCCCCAGCAGCCCUUUUAGGGCGCCAGUGAACAGUUCCCUGGCUGCAUCCAGGGUUGGAGUGACUGGGGAAACUGGAGGUCCCUUGGAAGGUAUUAGGGUUCCGCUGGGGAGGCACGUACGCAGCUACAACCACCUGCAGGGAGAUGUGCGGCGGAGGAAGCUCUUCUCCUUCCAGAAGUUCUUCCUGCGGAUCGAUACAAAUGGCAGAGUUAAUGGGACCAAGAGCAGAGAGGACCCCCUCAGUAUUUUGGAGAUCACGUCGGUGGAUGUGGGGGUGGUGGCUAUCAAAGGCCUGGGCAGUAACUAUUACCUGGCUAUCAGCAGGAAGGGUGAGCUGUACGGAGCGAGAGAGUUUGGCAUUGACUGCACACUGAAGGAGCGUAUUGAGGAGAACGGCUAUAACACCUAUGCCUCAGCCGAGUGGAGGAACAAGAAGAGACAGAUGUUUGUGGGGCUGAGUGUCCACGGGAGGCCACUGAGAGGGAAGAAAACAAGGAGGAGGAAAAUGGCCACCCACUUCCUCCCCAUCAUGGUGUGAU
This is a messenger RNA of Oncorhynchus masou masou (cherry salmon), 775 nucleotides long. Its product is annotated as fibroblast growth factor 10-like. NCBI's taxonomy places the organism in Eukaryota, Metazoa, Chordata, Actinopteri, Salmoniformes, Salmonidae. The transcript is spliced from 5 exons. Gene Ontology annotation, biological process: positive regulation of canonical Wnt signaling pathway; positive regulation of epithelial cell proliferation; positive regulation of epithelial cell migration. The record is from RefSeq and is a predicted model, not a curated record. The coding region runs from base 1 to 774 and encodes 257 amino acids. Gene Ontology annotation, cellular component: cytoplasm. Gene Ontology annotation, molecular function: growth factor activity; chemoattractant activity; type 2 fibroblast growth factor receptor binding.